ACAAAUAAAUAUCUGUUAUGAACUCAGUUAAGUUUUUCCGAUUACUCUGAAACCAUCUCUACAACGUACUGAAUGACAGCGAGACAGGCUGAUUUACUGUGUGCUGUCAAAACAGUGCAAAGAAAAGUUGACCAAACUCGCAUUUCUGUUGCCUCAACGAAUGUUUCGGUGAAGAAAAGUGUUUGUUUUACGUAGCUUGCGGGCGCACCGUACAGUCUUGUUCAGAAUUUGCAACGUGCAAAUAAGGCAGUCAUUCUGGAGUACACUCGUUUUCUAACAAUCCGGCUUGCUAGGCGUAUGCGAUGGAUGACGAUCUGAUCGAAUACGCACCAAACAUUCCGGACAAUGUUUUGGAGUUAAUUUUCUCCUACCUGAAGCUGCAAGAUCUACGUAAUUGUGCCCUAGUUUGCAAAAGCUGGAAUCGGUUUUUAUGCGAUGAAAAUAACGAGGUGUGGCGGGCACAGUGUCUACAGAAAGUUCCGGCGGAAGCGUUCAAGAACGACUUGCUAUCGGUAGUGCCGACUUACAAAGCGAAGCUGAGAGCGUUCUACCAUGCGUGGAACCCGUUCGACUGCAGUCGUCAUGUUUAUAUUAAACCAAAUGGCUUCACCCUACAUCGGAAUCCUGUGGCUCAAAGCACAGAUGGUUCGAGAGGUAAAAUAGGGUUUAAGCACGGUCGACAUGCUUGGGAGGUAAGAUGGGAGGGUCCACUAGGGACGGUGGCGGUCGUAGGAAUCGCAACAAAGGAUGCUGCUAUUCAAUGCCAUGGAUAUUACGCGCUUUUAGGAGCUGAUGAUCAGAGUUGGGGCUGGAAUCUGGUCGAUAAUCUCUUGCUACAUAAUGGUGAUGCACAUGGGAUUUAUCCCCUGUUAAACAAUGCUCCAAAAUAUAAGGUGGGUGAAAGAAUAAGAGUGGUACUAGACUGUGAUGACAAUACGUUGUCAUUCGAGAAAAACUACGAAUUCCUAGGAGUAGCUUUUACAGAUUUACCCGAUAAGCUGUUUUACCCAACCGUGGCAGCAGUAUAUGGGAAUACGGAAAUCUCGAUGGUUUACCUCGGUCCUCCAUUGGACGGCUAAAUGGACCAUCCGGCCGGUAGCUUUUUCAACAUUCAUCGGAGUAUGUGCAAACGCAAGUGCAAAUCAAAAUAUGCAGGAAACAAAACACUCACAGUACACACCCGCCCAACGUUUAACUCACUAGCAUAUAAAGGCACAGUAUAGUGUUUCGAACAAGGUCCAAUUUAUGGUAUAAUUGGACGGGACGAGCAUCAGGUGCUCCUGUGAACGAUUCCGUGAAACACUAUAUUUUUAUUGCAAUUUUAAUUUAUAUCUGCUAGCCAAUGCUUUGUUUGUCAUUUGUUAAAGAUGGAAUGCAUUUUUUAAGACUAUAAGCAGGUCGACCAAAGGAAAAGCCUGAUCGCCUUUGUUCUAGUCAUUUAUUUCAUUCCAAAGUAGUGUUAUAGUAUAAUUUAUAGUUUUAUUAUUGCUAAAGAUGAUUAUACCUAAUCACUUUUCGAGCAAAUCGUUCAAGAAAACCAUUUAGUUUAUUCGUCGAUUAUUUAUUUAUUUUUAAUUUUAUUUAAUUGAUGGAUUGCUUUCGUCGAAUACUAGUCACAUAUGUAUUUCAUUCCACGUAUUAUAAUAUUUAUUGUUUUAUCAUUGAUUGACAUUGUUGUUUCUAACGAAUCGCUUUCCGAGCCAGAUCUCUCAAAGCAACAGCUUUGUUUGUUUGUCAGUAUUUUAUUGAUUUUUAUCUUUCAUUUAAUCAAUGAUGAACAGGUUCCUGCUUGUAUACUCAUGAAAAGCGUGCAAAGAAGUUAGCCCAAUGAAAAUGAUCGUGACACAGUAAAAUGAAUAUACCGAUUCAGAUACUCUGCUGAUCU
This is a messenger RNA of Anopheles coustani, 1885 nucleotides long. It is a transcript of the gene Fsn, whose product is annotated as F-box/SPRY domain-containing protein 1. Bases 303 to 1079 code for a protein of 258 amino acids. Lineage: Eukaryota; Metazoa; Arthropoda; Insecta; Diptera; Culicidae. Gene Ontology annotation, biological process: proteasome-mediated ubiquitin-dependent protein catabolic process; synapse assembly involved in innervation. Gene Ontology annotation, cellular component: synapse; SCF ubiquitin ligase complex. Gene Ontology annotation, molecular function: protein binding. The transcript is spliced from 5 exons. The record is from RefSeq and is a predicted model, not a curated record.